AAUAAAAAUAUUUUUUUAAUAAAUUUAAAACAAGUAAAUGUAAAUAUUUUUUUAAACUAAAUUUAAAAAAUACGGAGUACAACUGUACAAGUACAACGUAAAUGUGGUGGGUGGUGUGACAAGCGGGACCCCUCUUUCUCUUAAAUUGGCAGGUGGGCCAAAUAUCAUCCUAGGGUUUUGCUCUUCCCUUUGCCUUAUUUCGAAAAUCAUCUUCAAUCCAAACAAUCCAGUUUGGCGAUCGAUGGCAAUGAAGAAGCUCAUCGUCGACGCCAUACCUCCCGGUCCGGCCCUCAUAAAAUACUUGGCCUCCUGCAGCGCUCCCGUCCGAUCCAGAUCUCUGCGGCUGCUCGAGGGAUGGCUUCUGAAUCAGUCCGACAUCUCCGACGACGAUAUGAAGAAGUUCUGGAAGGGACUCUUCUAUUGCCUCUGGCAUUCCGAUAAGGCUCCGGCUCAAUCCCAUCUCAUCAAUCGCGCUUCUUCACUCGUACUGAGUCUCGACCUCUCUCUUGCUCUGAAAUAUUUCUCAUUUUUUCUCAUCACUUUGAAGCGUGAAUGGGUCGGGAUUGACCGAUUGAGGCUCGACAAGUUUUACUUGCUUGUCAGGAAAUUCGUUCAUGCGGUUUUCGAUAUGUGCAAGAAACAUAGCUGGAAUGUGGAGCUUCUGAAUAAGGUUGUUGGUAUUUUCAUCAAUAGUGCAUUCUUAGCCGAGGAUAAGCUGUUAGGUAAUGGGGUGUGUUAUCACAUUGCUUCUGUUUGGCUUGAUGAGUUGAGUGGCUGUAAUGUUCCGGUUAUUGAGGAUGUGGUUGGGCUUUUGUUCAAGCCAUUGUUUGAGGUUAUGAAGAAGUCCGGGGAUAGGGUGAUGGUUGCGAAAGUGAAGAGUUGUGUGUUUGAUGAGCUGUUAAAGAUUGGGGGGAGUUUAUUGGAGAAGAAGAGGAAAGGGGUUGAGGAAAAUGAGAGCUAUGCAGUUGUUGCUCUUGGGUUGAUUGCAAUGAAAAUGGGGUUUUCGGGGAAGUUCUUUGAGAUUGGGUCAUCUUUAGAUUGCCUCCAGGGAAAUAGGAAAGCAGUCUUCAAGUUGCACGAGGAGUUCUUGAAAUUAGAGAAAAGAUAUCGAACAUCAGGGGUUGAUAUUGUGCUUCCUGAGGUUGCUGUGGAUGAAGAGGAGAUUCCUCAAUUGGUUCCAAUCGUGAAUGGCGUGACAAAAGAGGAUGAUGCAUCUGAAUACCACAGUGAUGGGAGUUUUAGGAGAUGCAAGAAGGCUAAGAUGAUGCAGGAUGGAAGCAAUGAAAAUGGUAAAAAGAAAAAGGAGAAAAAGAAAAACAGUGUUGCACUAGAUGGGGAGGAGGAAACGUCAAAAGAAGGAAAAAACAAAUGUGACCGUUCUGAAAAUGCCUCUCAUGGGGAGAACAUAGAGAAAACAGUGGCUGAAAAUGGGAUAUCUGUUGAUAGUGAUAGCUUAUCUGAGUCUGUUAUUUCAAAUCUACGGAUGGAGUUCGAGAAAGUAGCUGCAGAAAUUAGUCCAGGCAAUGAAACCGAUAAACCUAACACUACCAUUAAAAAGAAAAGAAAGAGGGGUAAAAGUGUCAAAAGCAUUGAGUCAUGUAUUGCUGACGCACACAAUGCAGGAGAUUCUGUAGUUAGUGCUGGAAAGAGUGAAGAGAAGAGUGCAAAGAAGGUUAGGUUUGCUAUGAAGAAUAACUUGGUGUGGAAACCACACAGCCCAAUGCCUCCGCAAAGUUUGAGAUUGCCCCCCUCUUCAACCCCACGGGGCAGUGCUCUCAAGAAAGGUGUGCCUCCGGGCCCAAUUAGAGAGAUGCCUCUUGCAAAGAAGAAGAGGAAGCUGAAAAAGAAAGGUAAAAAGAUGAAUACCAUCUCCCCUGCAAUGAAGAGACUGAAAAAAACCAAAGCUCCAUCGCCUUAGUUGGAAAGUUCAGGUUUUGACCUUACUCUUUUAAGAGGUAAUUGUUUUGACCUUAUCAUUUAUCUUGUGGACCAAAUCAUUAAGUUUAAUCUUCCUUUGUUUGUUUGUUGCUUUUGAACAAAUUAUAUUCUUGAGGAGAGUUGAGUUUGAUUACCUAUCUGUCUAAAGAAUUAUUAUCAGCUCUUUUGUGUAGCUAGGUUUACAUAUUCCU
Messenger RNA from Cuscuta campestris, 2129 nucleotides. Lineage: Eukaryota; Viridiplantae; Streptophyta; Magnoliopsida; Solanales; Convolvulaceae. The record is from the annotation of a GenBank genome assembly.